AUGUGUUUUAAAUUCCUAAUUCGCAGAACGGUAAAAACUACAAAAGAAGAAAAUACCGAAGCAACAAAUCCAACAGAAAAUACCGAAGCAACAAAUCCAACAGAGAUAACUACAAGAGUUAUGUCUCUCGACGAAAAACUCGAUGAACUCGAUCGUUGUAAAAGUCAAUUGACUAUUACAGAAUACCAAAAAACCAGACAAGCAAUCUUGGACAACUUUUCUAGAGGGAAGGAGGGUGCUUAG
Molecule: messenger RNA, 243 nt
Organism: Ambispora gerdemannii
Lineage: Eukaryota; Fungi; Glomeromycota; Glomeromycetes; Archaeosporales; Ambisporaceae
Source: the annotation of a GenBank genome assembly